Austrofundulus limnaeus is the source of this 3617-nucleotide messenger RNA. RefSeq names its product guanine nucleotide binding protein (G protein), alpha activating activity polypeptide, olfactory type 2 (gene gnal2). The record is from RefSeq and is a predicted model, not a curated record. The transcript is spliced from 12 exons. Gene Ontology annotation, molecular function: GTP binding; G protein-coupled receptor binding; G-protein beta/gamma-subunit complex binding. Gene Ontology annotation, biological process: sensory perception of chemical stimulus; adenylate cyclase-activating dopamine receptor signaling pathway. Gene Ontology annotation, cellular component: cytoplasm; heterotrimeric G-protein complex. Bases 287 to 1777 code for a protein of 496 amino acids. NCBI's taxonomy places the organism in Eukaryota, Metazoa, Chordata, Actinopteri, Cyprinodontiformes, Rivulidae.
CACUAUCUAAGCGAAGGCUGACUGGGGAGAACGCAAAAUGACAUUUAGCAAAUGUCGGAGCGUGAUUCAUUCAGGUUUUCGCCUCAGAUUUGGACCUAAAUCGCGUCGCUGGAGCUCCGGUGCGACGAUGGCUCGUUAGGGGGGCUGCUGGCGCAUCUCAUCUGCGGGUUAUUUUUUAUUUUAUUUUAUUUUAUUUUUUUCAACCCCCAAACCCCCUCCCUUGUUUCCCUCUCCCGAUAUUUUGAUUUAUGAAAAAUCACAUUCACGGGGAAAUACUGGUGUCAACAUGGGGCUGUGCUACAGUUUGCGUCCCCGGCUCUUCGGGGACCUGAGCGGCUCUAUCUCCAACGCCACCUCGGACUCGGACCAGCCUCCGGACMCCGCCGCGGCCGCUCGCGCCGGGGCGGCUCGCCAGCAGGAGGACGCCGGGGGAAGCGGGGAGACCUCGUCGCUACGCGGCGGCGGCGGCGGAGGAGGAGGAGGAGGCCUGUUGCGCCCCGGGGACCCCGCCAGGGACAACCGACGCGGAGAAACCGGCACGGACGGUGUGUUGAUACAGAACGGGGGCGGYGGAGGUAAAGGCUCGGGGAAGGAGCGCGGCCGCCGCUUACAGCUGCUGCAGAAAACCGGCAACCAGAAGCAGAAGAACUGGGACAAACUGCUGGUGGAGGAGAAGGAGGCCGAGAAGGAGGCGAAGAAAGUCAGUAAAAACAUUGACAGGGCGCUGAGGGAGCUGAAACGGGAGUAUAAACAGACACAUCGGCUGCUGCUGCUCGGUGCGGGAGAGUCCGGAAAAAGCACCAUCGUGAAGCAGAUGAGGAUCCUACACGUCAACGGCUUCAACGCUGAAGAAAAGAAACAGAAAAUUCAAGAUAUUCGGAAAAACGUGAAGGAUGCCAUAGUGACUAUAGUGUCUGCGAUGAGCACUUUAAUACCUCCGGUCCCGUUAGCCAAUCCAGAGAACCAGUUCAGAAUCGAAUACAUCAAAAGCAUAGCACCACUCUCUGACUUUGACUACCCACAGGAGUUCUUUGAUCACGCAAAGAAGUUGUGGGACGACGAAGGAGUGAAAGCCUGCUUCGAGAGGUCCAAUGAAUACCAGCUCAUCGACUGCGCACAAUAUUUCCUGGACAGAAUUGACUCUGUAAGACAGAGUGACUACACACCAACAGACCAGGACCUGCUACGCUGCCGAGUGUUAACUUCAGGGAUUUUUGAGACCAGGUUUCAAGUAGAUAAAGUCAACUUUCACAUGUUUGAUGUUGGCGGCCAGAGAGAUGAGAGGAGAAAGUGGAUCCAGUGCUUUAACGAUGUCACUGCUAUUAUCUUUGUGGUGGCUAGCAGCAGCUACAACAUGGUAAUAAGGGAAGACAACAACACCAACAGGCUACGGGAAGCCCUGGACCUGUUCCGCAGCAUCUGGAACAACAGAUGGUUACGCACCAUUUCAGUCAUAUUAUUCCUCAACAAGCAGGACAUGCUAGCUGAGAAAGUAUUAGCUGGGAAAUCCAAAAUCGAAGACUACUUUCCUGAGUACGCCCGCUACACCAUACCAAAUGAAGCAACUCCUGAACCUGGUGAAGACCCGAGAGUGACGCGAGCCAAGUUCUUCAUCCGGGACGAGUUCCUGCGGAUCAGCACUGCGAGCGGCGACGGCAGACAUUACUGCUACCCCCACUUCACCUGCGCCGUGGACACGGAGAACAUCCGGCGGGUGUUCAACGACUGCCGGGACAUCAUCCAGAGAAUGCACCUGCGGCAGUACGAACUCUUGUGAUGGACAGGAGACCGUCUCCAUCAGCCUUCUGUGUUCUAUCUCCGCCAUUCUGCACCCCGACGAACCCUGACUCCUCCCCCCACACCCACCCCCUCCACAACCGUUAGAGACCCCCCCCCCAGACCACCCCUCAUGUCCAGGAAUAUGAAGUACUACUGAAGUGUGUCAAAUCCUCUUCAACCCCCCUUUUUUUUUUUUUGUUUUUCUCUUCGAUUUGUCCCCAUUUCUCCGAAGUCAAAGGAACAUUUUGGGGGACAAAGUCGUUGCGCUGCUUCUUGAUGUUUUUUCUUUGAAUCCUUCGUUUUUUUGUUUUUUUUUUUGUCAUUCCACUAAGCCUUGGGCUACCUCCUGAUUUUAUUUUAUUUGUGUCUUUACCCACUUUUUUUGUUGUUUUUGGGACCUGGGAACAGAAAACACGAACAGGACCUCAGCGCAGAGGCCGAGUGUGUGAGGAGGAUCUGUUCGUGACGCCGCCACCGUGACUUUAGCCAACUUUUUUUUUUUUGCAUUAUUUUUUAACGCUCCACCUCCUCCUCUUUCCUCCAGCCUGCUUCUUUUUCCCCCUCUCCGUUGUAAAGACUGAAGAAACCGUGCGUGCACUUUGCAUCAGGUUCCCCCCCCCCCACCUUUUUUUAUGUUGUUGUUGUUGUUUUCUCCAGAGGAAGCAUACACACACAAUGUAGCAUCACCAUAUUUAUUACCGUACCGCCACGUGGGCUCGCCGCGCUGCAGCAGCAGCCGAGACGCGUGGAGCGAGAGGCUGAAAACGAGGGGAAGGGGGGCAGGACGACGACCGAGCUCUCUGCACCUUAGCCAUGCUGCCUCCACGGACUCGGACCGGCGUCUUUUUUUUUUUUUUUUUUUCCUUCCUCUUUUAGCUUCUGACGACGAGGAGGAUGGGAGGGAAAGGACAGGGCGGGAGAGAAAAAUGUAUUGUUCUUUUUUGUUUGUUUUUUGUUAACUUGUACACUGUGCAAGGUCGAAUUAUCCUGUACAGACUGUAAAGUGUAAUAUUAUUUUGUACAACUUAAUUGAAAGAAAAACAAAUCUACUUGUAGAUCUUUGUGCCUUGAUUAUGGCUGUACCUGUAAAUGAGCUCAGAUGUAAGUAUGUUUUCGACUGCGCUGUACAGCUUGAUGUCAAACUCUAUCGGCAGCAAAAAGACUGCAGGUAGGGGACUUUCUCUGUAGAGUUUAGUUUUUUCUGGUUUAUAAAAAUAAAGGAAAUGCUCUUUAGUAAAAAAAAAAAUACAAAAAAAUAGGGGAAAAAAAUCCUAAAAACCUGUAUACAUUAUGCAAAUUAACCACUUACCUGCAGUGAAGACCAGAUGUUGCAGCGCCAUGCCUUUUAUUUGUGGUUUAGUUUCUUUUUUUUUCUUUUUUUUUCCUUCUUAUAUAAAUAUAUAUUAUUAUUUUUUUGAAUUUCACAGCUUUAAACAAACAUUGGGAAUCCAUUGAAAGUGUCCAAAUUGCAACCUGGUGUUGUUUUAAUAGGAACCAACUUCUUAUUUUGUUUUUAAUGUUUUUUUUUUGUUUUUUUUUUUGAGACGAAGCGUGUGUGCCUGUGCGCAUGUGUACAUAAAGACAAACAUAGACUCACAGAAGCAUUGUGUGUGUGUGUGUGUGCGUGAGCGAGCGCGUGCCGUGCGUGUAAAAUUUUAUAAAUGUAUGUACAUGUAAAUUUAUAGGUCUAUAUAAAUAUAUAUGUACAAUUAUACAUGUUUAAUUAUGUGUGUGCCUAGGUGUACAUACCUAUGUAUGUAUACGGUAAAUAUGUAUACAUACACACAUAGGAAAGCAUGUUUAGGAUGGAGACGAAUAAAUGAGAGCGUGCAAUAUUA